UUUGGGGCCCUAACCUCCUUGGGGCCUUGGGCCCUGGGCCGAAGGCCUUCCUACACCGUGGCCGAAGCGCCGAAUGCUGCAGCUGCCGUCGGCUCUGACUGCCGUGCCGCAGCCCACAUCGCAGCGCUGGCAGCCUCGUAGCUUGCUACGAUGUGUUGUUUUCCUGUGUUAUCUGGUCGCAGUUUCCUACAGCGGUUUCUUCGUGUAUGUUUAUGCGACUGAAGACGCCAAAGCAUGGGGAAAAAGUGCUUUGUGCCUCGGUGCAAAUCGGGAUAUGACUCGUGCAACGAGAAAGUGUCUCUUUUUUCCGUGCCCAAGACGGAGGACCGCCUCGAGGUCUGGCGGCGCGCGAUCGGGCGUAAAGAUCGCGUGCUGCAGGCAACAGACUGUGUCUGCGAGAAACAUUUCGAGGCAAAGUUCGUCUCGAAAUUUUGGGAAGCGGUUUACAAGGGACACGUCCUGAUGUCUUCGCCACGGAAGCCUUGUCUGGCGAGUGACGCGGUACCGACGAAGUUCCCGGGCUGCACGAAUCCCAGUACCUCUAGCAACUCGAAGAAGAAUGUGAAAACAAGGAUGAGACCCGGGGACCGCCGGCGUCCCCCUGCUGCCACGCGGCGCCGUGUCACGAAGGGAUAUUCAAAGAACUCGCGUGCGCUCGUCAAGGGCAAAUCUUUUUCAGAUCCUUCACCGGCAUGUAGCGUGGGCAACAAAAAUGCAACCGCAAGUUGCGCCGAAUCGGAGACGAAACUUCUCGAGGAAGUUCCUGGGAAGGCAGAGAGUGGACCAAACUGUCCUAAGGUUGAGGUCAACAGCUUGAGAACGGUUGGGUUCUGCGAGUUGCACCUGACUAGUACAGCAGCGACACUUCCAGAUGCUGUCGAGCGACAUGAAGCACCCUCCAUUUCAGCCUGCCAGGGUCGUCAUUGUGAAGGCACUGAUGGCCUGACCUUUUCCCAUGGUCUUGUGAGCACGGACCUUGCAACCACCAUUGUGGUGAAGACAGAGUUAGACGAUGUGCUUGGUGUUCCCUAUGGCGAAGGCGCUUACUGUCUUUCCCCCUCUCGCAACCACCUGGAGCAAGGUGCAACAUCGUUUAUUGUGAUAAAGAAAGGCAUGUUCUCUUCACAACUCUUUUGUAAAAAAUAG
Molecule: messenger RNA, 1146 nt
Organism: Ixodes scapularis (black-legged tick)
Lineage: Eukaryota; Metazoa; Arthropoda; Arachnida; Ixodida; Ixodidae
Exons: 3
Coding region: 235-1146 (303 amino acids)
Source: RefSeq, a predicted model, not a curated record